AUGUCUGAGCUAAGUGAUCUCAGGAAAGAGAUCAAGGCCUGGGAACAUUCCUUUCAGAAAAAGCAUGGGCGAGUACCUCUUCGAGAAGAUAUCAAGCAGAACAAUGUAAUUUCCAGUCUAUACAAACAGUAUCGUGAUCUUAAAAAAGGCCCUGCGAAGACACUAAAACUGCCUAAAAAGACAAGAAUAGAUGUACAAAUUGGAGAUUCCGAUGAAGACGGGAGUGGUACCGAUAUGGAGAAUACAACCAGUGUUGCUGUGGGUAUACAAUUGGGCCCGACCCCACAAGCAAAUGGUAAAAUAUUGUCUCUCUUUGACACUCGAAUGACUCCUCCCGAAUCGUCUCCCCUAAAAUCCAAGCAAACCUUGCAAGUAAAGGAAGAGGUCUCAGACGACAAGAUCUUUAAGACACCCACAAAGAAGCGAAUUGUUGAUAUCAAUGCUCAACUUCAAGCCGCAGCUCAUCAAACUAGUCUGUCCAUAAUAAAGUCAUCUCCAAACGUUCUGCCUGUACCCUCUCCUGUCAGGCAAACACCACGUUAUAUGUCACGAAACAUGUUCAUGGCCACUGAGUAUGGCCCUGUAACCCCUUCCAAACCUACACAAGGGUUCGAAGUGUCGCCAUCUCCACUCAAACCACAGCGACUUUUCAACUAUGGUACUAAACGGCUUGCAGACAUUUUCAACGAAGUUCAGUCUAUAAAGGAGAAUAUAGUCGUGCCUGAAGACUUGAAUGACCCGGUGAGUGAAGAAGAAGUCGACGGAGAAAAAUCUAGUGAAGGACCAAAACCCAAGAAAGCAAAGACUCAAAAGAGAACAACCCGUAGAUGGAAGAUCAAGCCCAGACCAGAAGCUGAAAACGAGACUAGUCUCGAAAAGAAGGAUAUCCAUGAAGCAAUCCAGGACAUAGACGAAAAGCGCCAGAGAAACCACGAACGGUACUUGAAUUCGGAAGAUGAAGAGUCUGACGCCGAACCUGAAAAGAUCAUUCCACAGGCUCUGGGCAAAAAGAUCAAACCAGUAAGCAUGAACUAUCAAAGGCUCAAGAUUAAUGAUCCCAGAGCCAAAGCAUUCAAGAGAAGGAUGAGACGUUAG
Meyerozyma guilliermondii ATCC 6260 is the source of this 1095-nucleotide messenger RNA. RefSeq lists its product as uncharacterized. The transcript has a single exon. Gene Ontology annotation, cellular component: DNA replication preinitiation complex. NCBI's taxonomy places the organism in Eukaryota, Fungi, Ascomycota, Pichiomycetes, Serinales, Debaryomycetaceae. Gene Ontology annotation, biological process: DNA replication; mitotic DNA replication preinitiation complex assembly; DNA replication initiation. Gene Ontology annotation, molecular function: single-stranded DNA binding; DNA replication origin binding. The record is from RefSeq and is a predicted model, not a curated record. The coding region runs from base 1 to 1095 and encodes 364 amino acids.